GGUCAAGGCAAAGCAACUUACAUAAGUAGAGUGUAUAUAGUUAUCGAGGCUCAUACUCUGUGGAGUGAUAUGUUUUUGGGUGCGAACGUCAUUCCAACACCGUGAACCUCUUCAGUUGGGCGCGAGCAUCCUCAGGAACAAGAUGACUCUUAAACAACGUGUAGCCGCUGAACAUCUGCUGCUUCAACUGAGGAAGUCUCAAAAGAUUCAGUUGAAAGCCAGCAAGAGAGAGCAGAGAUUGCACGAGAAAGCUAUAGCCAAAGUUAUGGCUGGAAAUCCGACAAAAGCCGAGAAAUUAGAGAAACGCUCCGAAAGAUGGGCUGCAAAGCGCAUGGAGGCCCAAAAGUCUGAGAGAGAGUACUUGGACAGGAUGAUGCAACAAAACCGCGACCGAGACUGGUCCGAGGUGCUUUGUUCCGUUCCCAGCGAGAAAUGCGGACCGCCCUCUGGAGCCGAUGUGGUCGAGGCUCCAAGUGGUCCCAGCAGUCUCGGGAAUCCUCCGGCAUAUUCACACCAGGACACACAGCUUUAACAUCGUGCAGUUCUAGUUUCCAAACGAGGCUCAGUAGAUGAAGCCUUUUUGACUGACACCACAUCACGGCAAACGCAUGAAAAACUAUUGUAAACUUUUUGUGAAAAGAAUUUAAAAACUAUUGAAUGAAAGACAGUGAAUAGUUUUACGCUAUAUGCUGACUUAAAAGGAAUGUAAAACGUUACGACUCGCGUUUUCCAUACAGAUAUACUCUAUAUAUUCAGUAUUUCUUGAAAAGUGUAUUAUUGACUGUGCAGUUCUUUAUACAGGAACAUUGUUUCAUUAAAGAGAAAACAGCUUAGAUAUUAAUCUGUCUGCAAAAUGGCAUUCUCUGAUAAUGGGAAUUUCUUUUUAAGAAACAUAUAAAUUUGUUUUCGAGUAAAUGUUAUGUAUAUUCGUAAUGUACGAUGAACCACUUUACACUACAUAUAUAUUUAAUUGUUUUUGUACAUAAACCAUACGUUUCAUUAAUGAUUUAUGCUCCUAUGUAAUAUUUACGAAAAAUGGCAAAUUAAAUGCAAGUUCAUCUA
Messenger RNA from Lingula anatina, 1062 nucleotides. RefSeq lists its product as uncharacterized. The record is from RefSeq and is a predicted model, not a curated record. Lineage: Eukaryota; Metazoa; Brachiopoda; Lingulata; Lingulida; Lingulidae.